CUCUGCUGCCCAACCAGGAAAGAGAAAGACCAGCACACCGAUGGUAUUUACUAGUAGAAGGAAGAAGCAAAGGCUCCCCACUAUCGUCCUGCAUAAAUAGAGUCGAGAUCCAGUCUUAGCUUCGCAGACCACCUUACCGAAUUGUUGUACCACAUCCGUAAAAUCGGUUACUACUAGGAUAUAGAAUACCUACUGUACGCACAAGCCGAUCAUGCGUCUCCCAUAUGUUUCCAACCCCCCGCCUACGAGCACCCCGGAGGAAGCCAAUAUCUUCGCUCGCAUGCAGGCCCGACGAGCCCCAGGAGACCUUCUACCCCUGGACCUGGCUCUCCUGCACUCAUUCCCCAUCGCCGAAGGAUGGAAUACGUUCCUGGGCGCCAUCCGGUCCCGGACCAGCCUUUCGACCGUGAUCCGUGAACUGAUUAUCUGUCGCGUGGCAGUUCUCAAUGGGGCGGAAUUUGAAUGGGAACAGCAUGCACCGUUGCUCAAAGAAGCCGGGUUGAGUGAGGAAGCAAUGCAGGCCAUCCGUGAUGUAAACCUGGAUAUCUCUCAGAAUGUGCAGUACAAUGUGUUGAGUCGGGAGGAGGGUGCUGUGUUGAAGUAUACGGACGCCAUGACCAAGACGGUGACGGUACCGGAGGAAAUCUUCCAGGAGGUCAAAACAUACUUCAACGACCGGGAAGUGGUGGAGAUAACGAGCACAGCUGCUGCCUACAAUUGUGUGAGUCGGUUUUUGGUGGCGUUGGAUGUUGGUGAGAUGAAUCAUGACUAGAUUUAUAGUAGAUUACUCCGAG
This is a messenger RNA of Aspergillus ibericus CBS 121593, 794 nucleotides long. RefSeq names its product carboxymuconolactone decarboxylase family protein. The record is from RefSeq and is a predicted model, not a curated record. Lineage: Eukaryota; Fungi; Ascomycota; Eurotiomycetes; Eurotiales; Aspergillaceae. The coding region runs from base 212 to 772 and encodes 186 amino acids. The transcript has 2 exons. Gene Ontology annotation, molecular function: peroxiredoxin activity.